GCGAAGGUAGACGGAACUUCCUGUUCUCGCGGUACCUACAGGCGGGAGUGCCACGUCCAAGCAAAAAGGGAAAGGACUGGAUCCCGGAGCCGAGUGAUGGCCAGGGGCCUGAGGGCCCCCCACUGGGUGGCCGUGGGACUGCUGACCUGGGCGGCCUUGGGGCUGCUGGUGGCCGGACACGGGGGUCAUGGCGACCUGCACGAGGACCUGCACGAGGACUUCCAUGGGCAUGGCCACAGGCAUUCACAUGAGGAUUUCCACCUUGGACACAGCCAUGCCCAUGGCCAUGGCCACACUCACGAGAGCAUCUGGCAUGGACAUACCCACGGUCACGACCAGGGACAUUCACAUGAGGAUCUGCACCAUGGCCAUAGCCAUAGCCAUAGCCAUGGCCACUCCCAUGAGAGCCUCUACCACAGAGAACAUGGACAUGACCAUGAGCAUAGCCAUGGAGGCUAUGGGGAGUCUGGGGCUCCAGGCAUCAAGCAGGACCUGGACACUGUCACUCUUUGGGCCUAUGCACUGGGAGCCACAGUGCUGAUCUCUGCAGCUCCAUUUUUCGUUCUCUUCCUUAUCCCUGUGGAGUCAAACUCCCCCCGGCACCGCUCUCUGCUCCAGAUCUUGCUCAGUUUUGCUUCAGGGGGGCUCCUGGGAGAUGCCUUCCUGCACCUCAUUCCUCAUGCCCUGGAGCCUCAUUCUCACCACCCUGUGGAGCAAAGAGGACAUGGACACUCCCAUAAUAACCAGGGCCCCAUUCUCUCUGUGGGGCUGUGGGUCCUCAGUGGAAUUGUCGCGUUUCUUGUGGUGGAGAAAUUUGUCAGGCAUGUAAAAGGAGGACAUGGACAUAGCCACGGACAUGGACACUCUCAUGGUCACACACGUGGAAGUCAUGGACAUGGAAGACAGGAACAUUCUUCAAAGGAGAAGCAGAACUCAGAGGAAGAAGAAAGGGAAACAGGGGGAGCGAGAAAGAGGAAAGGAGGUAGCACAGGGCCCAAAGAUGGGCCAGUGAGACCGCAGAAUCCUGAAGAGGAAACAGUGGGCUCAGACCUGCGUGUGUCAGGGUACCUGAAUCUGGCUGCUGAUCUGGCACAUAAUUUCACGGAUGGUCUGGCAAUUGGUGCUUCAUUUCGAGGGGGCCGGGGGCUAGGGAUCCUGACCACAAUGACAGUCCUGCUACAUGAAGUACCCCAUGAGGUCGGGGAUUUUGCCAUCUUGGUCCAGUCUGGCUGCAGCAAAAAGCAGGCGAUGCGUCUACAGCUGCUGACGGCAAUAGGGGCACUGGCAGGCACAGCCUGUGCCCUCCUAGCUGAAGGCGGGGCAGUGGGCAGUGAAGUUGCAGAUGGUGCAGGUCCUGGGUGGGUCCUGCCAUUCACUGCAGGUGGCUUCAUCUACGUAGCAACAGUGUCUGUGUUGCCUGAGCUGUUGAGGGAGGCCUCACCAUUGCAGUCACUUCUGGAGGUGCUGGGGCUGCUGGGGGGAGUUGUCAUGAUGGUACUGAUUGCCCACCUCGAGUGAGAGGUGGGAUAAACCACCCCUGUCCCAAACCUCUAGCCCCUAGAUCCAGAUCGGGGUCUGUGGAGGUUGAGAGCCCUUGCCAGGGACAUCUGCCAAAGGAAAGAGUUGUAGCCUAGAGUAGUGCUGGCUUUAGCACUGUGGUCAUCAAAGGUUUGGCAGUCUUCCCGGGGUGGUAGAGAUGGGAAUGAGAGGCCAGAGGGGCCAUGGUAUUGGCACAGGCUGAACAUGUAGGGUUUAGGGGGCCAAGAGGAGGUGUGAAGAAGGCUGGAAGGGAGCGACGUUAUGGCAGCCUACCCAGUGUCCCCUACCCCAUCUGUUUUCAAAGGACCAAGCUGCCACACACAGGCUUCAACCAUGUCUGCCUCCCUCUCAUCAGUUAGUGGAGGCUUGAGAGAACAGAGCCCUGUACAGAGCGGGUAGCAGGAGGAGUCAGGGAUAAACAUCAAUCGUGUGUGUCCUGAUUUGGGGGGGUGGGGGGCUUGGGAGAGGAGAGUGUUAGUUGCUAGUCUCAUGGCCUGAUUUUUUUGUUGUUUGUUUCUAUUCUUUUUAUAUCACUGUGUUUAAGUCGACGGGGAGGGAUGGUGACCGGAAAUAAAGUCCUAGGAUCUUAGGUCCCACA
Molecule: messenger RNA, 2137 nt
Organism: Choloepus didactylus (southern two-toed sloth)
Lineage: Eukaryota; Metazoa; Chordata; Mammalia; Pilosa; Megalonychidae
Gene: SLC39A7
Product: solute carrier family 39 member 7
Exons: 8
Coding region: 97-1518 (473 amino acids)
Biological process (GO): intracellular zinc ion homeostasis; zinc ion transmembrane transport
Cellular component (GO): membrane
Molecular function (GO): zinc ion transmembrane transporter activity
Source: RefSeq, a predicted model, not a curated record